GCUGGAGCUCCAGAUCUCGACUGCUCUGUGUCAGCUGCUCCUAGAGGCGCAGCCUAUGUGGCCCCGUGACCUGCAGGUAUUGGGAGAUCCACAACUAAGACGCGAGGACCCCCUGGAAGCCUGGAAAUGGAACUGUUGACAUUUAUGGAUGUGGCCAUAGAAUUCUCUCUGAAUGAGUGGCAAUGCCUGGACCCUGCACAGCAGAAUUUAUAUAGGAGUGUAAUGUCAGAGAACUACAGAAACCUGGUCUUCCUGGGUAUUGCUGUCUCUAAGCCAGACCUGAUCACCUGUCUGGAGCAAGAAAAAGAGCCUUGGAAUAUGAAAAGACAUGGAGUGAUAGCCAAACCCCCAGUGUGAUAUUAAAAUAAAAGCAUUGACAAUGGGCAC
Pongo pygmaeus (Bornean orangutan) is the source of this 387-nucleotide messenger RNA. Its product is annotated as putative zinc finger protein 730. The transcript is spliced from 4 exons. The coding region runs from base 127 to 357 and encodes 76 amino acids. Gene Ontology annotation, biological process: regulation of DNA-templated transcription. NCBI's taxonomy places the organism in Eukaryota, Metazoa, Chordata, Mammalia, Primates, Hominidae. The record is from RefSeq and is a predicted model, not a curated record.